ACUGUCACUUGUCGUUUUGAUAGCAUUCGACGAAUUUACUGUUUAAAUGAAAAUACGUGUUUCUAAUUCAGAUUAACAUUAUUUCAUCGUUGUAUUAAAGUGUAUGUGCCGCGGAUCUAAAAGUGGAUGGCCUCUUGCCCAGGCAUCGAUUUCGAAACAGUUGCAAAGAUUACUGUGGAAUGAUGCGUGGGGGUUGGAAAUUGUGGAGCAACAGCUCAGAGGGUCACAGCAGCGAUCCCGAAGAGGAUGAUGAAGAAGAGAUGGCAUUCGGAGAGAUUGAGGAAGACUCCGAGGAGAUGAUGGACUUGAGUGAUCUACCUACAGCUCUGUUUGCCUGCAGUGUGCAUGAGGCCGUGUUCGAGGAGGACAGGCAGAGGGAGCGGUUUGAGGCUCUGUUCAGGAUCUAUGAUGAUCAGACGACCUUCCAGAUGUUCAAGAGUUUCAGAAGAGUUCGGAUCAGCUUUAGCACUCCAGAGGCUGCUGCGCGUGCACGCAUUGAGCUCCAUGAAUCUGAUUUCAACGGCACUAAACUAAAACUGUACUUCGCACAGGUGCAGAACUCAGGGGACGAUGUGGACAAGACAUACCUUGCCCCACCUCAACCUGUCAAGCAGUACCUCAUCUCUCCACCUGCGUCUCCUCCUGUGGGAUGGAGCCAGAGUGAAGAUGCCACACCAGUGAUCAACUACGACCUGCUGUGUGCUGUGGCCAAACUGGGACCAGGUGAGAAGUACGAGCUGCAUGCGGGUACAGAGUCCACUCCUAGCGUGGUGGUCCAUGUGUGUGACAGUGAAAAUGAGGAAGAGGAAGAAGCCCGGCCAAAAACCAAGAUUGUCCAGACCCGACGCCCUGACGGUCCCCCGAAAGUCUACAACUAAAACCUUUGGCACAUUUUACACGUUUUUCUCUCUGUGUCUCUUUCUCUCAUCCAGGGAGAGGCAAGCUUUAUUUCAAUAACAAAAAAAGCGAAACUAAGAAAUGGAUGGAUUUGGAGGGGUGCCCCGUGCACAGGUGACGUGUGGUGUUCUGAACCGGACUCAUGGACUGAACACACUGUCUCACCGCUGCCUCACGGGACAGCCAGGGGCCGAUGAGCUUGCAACCCCCCUCUCACAAUCAUAGCACUUUCAUUCCCUCAUUUAGAGUCUUUGUACUGUAUCACAGAAGAGCAGUAAU
This is a messenger RNA of Carassius auratus (goldfish), 1176 nucleotides long. RefSeq names its product calcipressin-3-like. The record is from RefSeq and is a predicted model, not a curated record. Gene Ontology annotation, biological process: calcium-mediated signaling. Gene Ontology annotation, molecular function: nucleic acid binding; calcium-dependent protein serine/threonine phosphatase regulator activity. Lineage: Eukaryota; Metazoa; Chordata; Actinopteri; Cypriniformes; Cyprinidae. Gene Ontology annotation, cellular component: cytoplasm; nucleus. Bases 180 to 878 code for a protein of 232 amino acids. The transcript is spliced from 5 exons.